UGUUGUUGUGGGAGGGGAUUGAAGCUCCACACCGUCAGACUGAACUUUGAGACGCUUCAUAAACCAAAUUAAACCUUACGAUCACCUCGUUUUUGAAAAGCAAAGGUCACCGUUUAGCGUUAGGACAGCAGAGCAAGACGACCAACCAGCAAACCAGCCCCAGAGGUCAGAUUGGAGCUAAUAAUCAAGCCAUGCUGCGGGACUGAUCCGACGCUGUGUUGACUUUUAAGUAACAUUGACGGUCUAUACACACUGGUUGAGUGUGUGUGUGUGUGUGUGAAAGGACCCCAGCAACUCCAGGUAAAAAAAAAAAGUUCCAUUUUCUUGUCUCUGGUUAUUUUUAUCUGGCGGUUCAGUUCAGGAUGGACAGGAAACAGCUUUGUGUGAAGCUGUCGGUCCAGCCGUCCAGAGGGCUGAUGGAUGAGAAGUUCACCGUCUUGGUCCAGAACCUCCCCCCCGGGUUCCAGCUGACCGUCCACGCCCUCCACCAGUGUGAAGACGGACACAGCUGGGAGGCAUUUGCUCACUACACCGCCGACACCACCGGGGCCGUGAACCUUUCAGAGGAUCCCAGUCUGGACGGGACAUAUUCUGGGGUUGAACCGAUGGGUCUACUGUGGAGCCUCAGACCAGUUCCAGGCAGCAAAUCUGGGCUCAGAAUGAGGAAGAUGAACGUCCAGACCCCCAUGGUGGUCACAAUCUCGGUGUACCAGGGUCACCAGACGGAGGGCUUCUUGGAUCAGGUGCCGCUGGCCAGUGUGGUGGUGGAGCGAUGGUACAUGGCGCCCGGUGUCCUUAGAAUCCCGAUAACAGAGGGCAGUCUCACUGCGACACUGUUCCUGCCCUCAGGACCCGGACCUUUCCCUGCGCUCUUGGACCUUUGGGGGGGUGGAGGGAAGUUGGUGGAGUACCGGGCAGCGCUGCUGGCCUCUCACGGCAUCGCCUCCAUGGCCCUCGACUACCUGACACCUCAAAUUACUCGGGAAACUGGGAAAAUGGUGGACAGUGAUUACUUUGAGACGGCCUUUAGAGUCUUGGAGCAGCACCCUCAGAUCCUCGGCAGCAGGAUCGCCAUGCUGGGUCUUUCCUUUGGCACCAGUGUCACUCUCAGAAUGGCCGUUUACUCCGAGGUUAUGAAGCUCAGAUGUGCAGUGUGUAUCAGUGGGAGUCAUGUGCAGCCGGUCGGUGGAAGUGUGGAAGAAAUAAUGGGUUACUUUAACAAAAACGUUGCGAAGACUCGCUUUGACGAGAACAACCAGGUGAUCUGGAGAGAUCUGCUGCUGCCCAUCCCCACAGACCCCUCACUCAAAGUGGACGUGGGACGACUGCAGUGUCCUCUGCUCGUCGUUGUAGGUGAGGACGAUCAGAACUGGCCCACCCACGAGUCUGCAAUGGACAUGAAAGAGAUGAUGGAGCGAGCGGGGAACAGCCACCUGCUGACGGUCCUGUCCUACAAGAACGCCGGUCACCUGCUCGAACCUCCGUUCACACCGUUCGCCCGAGCCAGCACCUUCAAGACUGUCACAUACCCACAUAGCAAGGUAGUGGUUCUGUGGGGCGGAGAGCUGGUGGCACAUUCUCGCGCUCAGGAAGACGCCUGGAGGAAGACGCUGGUCUUUCUGAGGGAGAAUCUGUACGGGGGCAUGAAACCCGGUGCUUCAUCUGCCAACUUGUAACCAAGACAACAAGUAAUAAUCACACUAACUGGGACUUCUGGCGCCCGGAUUCAGGAAGUAAAAGUCCGCUCGAUUUCUCACUUUCUCCUCAAGCUUAAUCACGUUAGCUAAAGCUUUGAUGGACAUAAAAUAUUCCUGGUUCAAUCAUUACAAUCCUAACUCAUCUAUCGCAGUCACCGUCCCGGCCAGAGGAACGGACUUCAUAACUGAAUUUGUUUUUCAGGCCAGAAAAGUGACCUUUUUGAAUGUAAUUAUAAUACUUUGUAAUCAUGUUGAUUACAGCUUGAAAUGCUACUGGUUGAAUCAGUACACCAUAUCAAUAACUGGUGGUAAUAUCAAAGUGUAUUUAUAUAGCCAGUGGGGGAUUUUAGGGUGGAUGCCAUCACUCUUGUUAAAAUAAUGUGCAAAAUGCAUGUGUAGAGAGAGCAGGGGCAGAGGGGGACUCUAGUUUAAUAUAUGUUCAUCUACCUGAUUCGUUAAUCCUUUCUGACAUUUCACCGUACUGUUUUCCAGAAAGGAGAAAUUCAGUUUGGCCUCGUUUGGACCAAGAGUGAAAUAAAGAUAUUUUCUUUUAAGAA
Eleginops maclovinus (Patagonian blennie) is the source of this 2254-nucleotide messenger RNA. RefSeq names its product peroxisomal succinyl-coenzyme A thioesterase-like. Lineage: Eukaryota; Metazoa; Chordata; Actinopteri; Perciformes; Eleginopidae. Gene Ontology annotation, biological process: acyl-CoA metabolic process; fatty acid metabolic process. Bases 363 to 1676 code for a protein of 437 amino acids. Gene Ontology annotation, molecular function: fatty acyl-CoA hydrolase activity. The transcript has 12 exons. The record is from RefSeq and is a predicted model, not a curated record.